AUGUCCAUAGUGUUUAAGCAGAGCAGCUCCGAUGGGAAGCUUUCUAUCUACCUGGGGAAACGAGACUUCAUGGAUGAUUCAGACACCGUGGAGCCCUUUGAUGGAGUAAUCCUUGUUGACCCCGAGUACUUAAAAGGUCGAAAGAUGCUUGUCAUGUUGACAUGUGCCUUUCGCUAUGGCCGUGAGGACUUGGAUGUGAUUGGUCUGACAUUCCACAAAGAUCUCUACGUACAGGCCAAGCAGGUGGCUCCAGCUGAACCCACCAGCAUCCAGGGCCCCCUCACAGCUUUACAGGAGCGGCUUCUGCACAAACUCGGGGCCAAUGCCUACCCUUUCACACUUCAGAUGGCUGCUAACCUGCCCUGCUCGGUGACACUGCAGCCUGAAGAUUCAGGAAAGGGAAGGGAGGACAGUGAGCUACCUUGUGGGGUUGACUUUGAAGUGAAGAGUUUCUGUGCAGAAAAUAUGGAUGAGAAAAUCCCUAAGAGUGAUUCUGUGCAGCUGGUUAUAAGGAAAGUGCAGUUUUCAGCCCUGGAACCAGGCCCUGGUCCCUGGGCACAGACCAUUCACAGCUUCUUUCUGUCGGCUCAGCCCCUACAACUCCAGGCCUGGAUGGACAGAGAGGUUCACUACUAUGGAGAAGCUAUUUCUGUCCGUGUUUCUAUCCACAACUGUACCAACAAGGUUAUCAAAAGAAUCAAGUUGCAGGUGAUUGUGCAGAUCACAGAUGUUGUCCUGUAUUCACUAGACAAGUACAUGAAGACUGUGUUCAUUCAGGAGUUCAUAGAGACAGUAGCUGCUAACUCCAGCUUCUCCCAGACCUUUGCAGUAACCCCACUCCUGGCCGCCAACCACCAGAAACAGGGUCUGGCACUGGAUGGCAAACUCAAGCACAAAGCCACCAAUCUGGCCUCUAGCACAAUUCUUCGACCUGGGAUGAACAAGGAGCUUCUGGGGACCCUGGUGUCCUACAAAGUUAGAGUCAACCUGAUGCUGUCCUAUGGGGGUAACAUCCUCCGAGGUCUUCCAGCCAGUGAUGUUGGUGUGGGGCUGGCCCUGAUCUUGAUCCAUCCAAAGCCAUCUCAUGGUGAGAGACCAGUGGCUACCAGCUCGGAGGACAUAGUCAUCGAGGAGUUUAUGCGGCAGGACAGCCAGGCCCAGAGCUAG
Molecule: messenger RNA, 1167 nt
Organism: Peromyscus eremicus (cactus mouse)
Lineage: Eukaryota; Metazoa; Chordata; Mammalia; Rodentia; Cricetidae
Gene: Arr3
Product: arrestin 3
Exons: 16
Coding region: 1-1167 (388 amino acids)
Biological process (GO): signal transduction; visual perception; G protein-coupled receptor internalization
Molecular function (GO): G protein-coupled receptor binding
Source: RefSeq, a predicted model, not a curated record